Messenger RNA from Ziziphus jujuba (common jujube), 4204 nucleotides. RefSeq lists its product as uncharacterized. The record is from RefSeq and is a predicted model, not a curated record. Bases 324 to 4064 code for a protein of 1246 amino acids. The transcript has 27 exons. Gene Ontology annotation, cellular component: mitochondrial outer membrane. Lineage: Eukaryota; Viridiplantae; Streptophyta; Magnoliopsida; Rosales; Rhamnaceae. Gene Ontology annotation, molecular function: ATP hydrolysis activity; ATP binding; protein binding.
AAAUCUCACCAAAAGCCAAUCUCUACCUCUCUCUCUUCCCCACCGCUUCAUAACCUUUCCCUUUGGCUUUUUUCUCUUAUUAAAAAAAUAAAAUAAAAUCAUAAUAUAAUUGUAUAAUUUAUUAAAAAAACAAAUUUAAAAUACGUAACCCAAAUAUAAAAGAAAUUCAGAGAAAUUUAGGCAACUGAUCUUCCUCAAUCAUUCAACCUGUCUCUUUCUCUCUCUUCCUCUUCCUCUCUUGGGUUCUCUCAGCGGCGGACCUUGUUUGGAUCAGAGACGAAGAGAGAAUCAAAAUAACAAACCAGACGCAACAACAACGCACCAUGGUUGAAACCAGACGCAGUUCUUCUUCCAAGCGGGCUUUCUCUCCUCCUCCUCCUACUAACUCCAAACGAACGAAGGCGUCGGAGUCUUCCUCUUCGAUCAGCGACAUUCGGAGUCCGCCGUCGGUUCCGGUGAAAGAGUCUGGGUCCGAUAGUCGAGACCUUGUGUUGCGUUCCCCUGAUCUGCCAAACACCGAUCUUUUAAAUUCCGCCAACGCUUCUGAUGUGAUCGUCUCGGAGAAAUCCCCUCAAGUUGGGGCCGAGUGCGUGACUUUGGUUCCGCCGCAACCUUUAGCUGAAACUGUCACAGAUUUGGAGAAACCGAAGGCAGUCGGCAGAGGGAAGAAGUGUCAGACCAAAACCACGACGAAAUUGAUGCAAAAGUUGCCAUGGGGAAAGCUUCUUUCUCAGUGCCCUGAGAACCCUCACCUGUUCAUUUGUGAUCCUAUUUUCACCAUUGGCGAAGGCCUUCAAUGCAAUUUAUCAAUUAAAGACUCACCCGUUACUACUAGUUUUUGUAAACUGAGGCUCAAAAAGCAUGGUGUUGCCGUACUAGACAUCUUAGGGGGAAAAGGUUCUGUUCAAGUAAAUGGAAAAACAUACAAAAAAAAAUGUUUUGUAAAUCUAAGUGGAGGUGAUGAGGUUGUGUUCGGUUCGUGUGGAAAGCAUGCUUAUAUUUUUGAGCAGCUUACCAGUGAUAAUUUAACUACUCCUGGCGUUACUCCUUCAUUAAGCAUUUUGGAAGCCCAGAGUGCUUCUGUUAAGGGAAUUCAUGUUGAGGCGAGAUCUGGUGAUCCUUCUGCUGUUGAUGGAGCAUCAAUAUUAGCUUCAAUGUCAAAUAUUCGAAAUGACUCAUCACUUCUGCCCCCACUUGCUAAAGCUGGUGUGGAUCUGCAACAAGAUGUAGAGAUGUCCUCAUUGCCGUCUGGAUGUGGAGGCUCAGGUGAUAGUACUCCAGAUAUUGAUAUCAAGGACUGCAAUAAUAAUAAUGAUCAGGAUGGUGUGUCUUCUAGGGGAAAAGAUUUAACUACAUCCCCUGAUGCUACCAAUGAAAACCCUGCACUUGAUAGCCUGGGAUUGGAUGCCUGUGUGGAUGCUGAAGUAGGAAAACUCUCUGGUCCAGCUUAUGAAUUGAGGCCGUUCCUGCGAAUGCUUGCUGGUUCACCUGACAUCGGUUUCGGGGGUAGUAUUUCCAAAAUGCUGGAUGAGCAAAGGGAAAUCAGGGAACUCCUAAAGGAUAUUGAUCCACCAGUUUUAAUAUCUACAAGACGUCAAGCCUAUAAAGAUAAAUUGCAACAAGGAAUUCUGAACCCUGAAGAUAUAGAAGUUUCAUUUGAAAGUUUUCCAUACUUCCUUAGUGAUACAACAAAAAGCAUAUUGAUUGCUUCAAUGUAUAUACAUUUGAAGUGUAAUAAAUUUGCGAAGCAUGCGUCAGAUCUUUCUACAGUGAGUCCGCGUAUUUUAUUAUCUGGUCCUUCAGGGUCAGAAAUAUAUCAGGAAACUUUGGCGAAGGCACUUGCCAAACACUUUGGUGCUAAACUGCUAAUUGUUGAUUCUCUUCUGUUGCCUGGUGAUCCAACACCCAAGGAAUCAGAUUCUGUGAAAGAAGGACCCAGGCCAGAAAGAUUGUCCAUAUUUGCCAAACGAAGUUCAGGAUUACAGCAUAAGAAACCACCUUCUAGUGUUGAGGCUGACAUCACAGGGGGAUCGAUUAUGAGCUCUCAGGCUCCACCAAAGCAGGAGACAUCUACUGCAUCAUCUAGAGGCACUACAUUUAAAACAGGUGAUAAAGUAAAAUUUGUGGGUACUGGAUCUGGACUUUCAUCCCUGCAAAAUUGUCAUUCUCCAAGGGGGCCAUCAUUUGGUUGUCGGGGCAAAGUUGUUCUUGCUUUUGAGGAAAAUGGGUCCUCAAAAAUUGGAGUUAGAUUUGAGAAGUCAAUUCCAGAUGGUAAUGAUCUAGGUGGUCGUUGUGAAGAAGAUCACGGUUUUUUCUGUUCUGCUCAUCAUUUACGGUUAGAUGGUUCAGGAAGUGAUGACCUUGAAAAACUUGCUAUUACUGAACUCUUUGAGAUUGCUUCAAAUGAGAGUAAAAGCGUUCCUGUUAUAUUGUUUGUGAAAGACAUUGAAAAGUCCAUGGUGGGCAGCUCAGAUGCGCACACAUUCUUAAAAACCAGGCUUGAACAUUUGCCUCCAAAAGUUGUUAUAAUUGGCUCCCAUAUGCAAUUGGACAAUCGGAAGGAGAAGUCCCAUCCUGGUGGUCUUUUGUUUACCAAGUUUGGAAGCAACCAAACUGCUUUACUUGAUUUUGCUUUCCCGGAUAACUUUGGUAGGCUUCAUGAUAGGAGCAAAGAAACCCCUAAAACAAUGAAGCAACUUGGUCGACUUUUUCCCAACAAAGUGGUGAUACAAUUGCCGCAGGAUGAAGCCCUACUUUCAGACUGGAAGCAGCAGUUGGAAUGUGAUGUUGAAACAAUGAAAGCACAGUCAAAUAUUGUUAGCAUUCGCUCGGUGCUCAACAGAAUUGGCUUGGAUUGCCCUGAUAUUGAAACUUUGUGCAUUAAAGAUCAAGCACUUACAACUGAAAAUGUGGAGAAAGUAGUAGGCUGGGCUUUGUGUUACCACCUUAUGCAGUGUUCUGAUGUUUCGAUCAAAGAUGCCAAACUUUUAAUUUCUUCUGAAAGUCUUAGGCAUGGCCUCAACCUUCUACAGGGCAUUCAAAGUGAAAGCAAAAGUGUGAAAAAAUCACUCAAGGAUGUGGUCACUGAGAAUGAAUUUGAGAAGAAACUUCUUGCUGAUGUUAUUCCACCAAGUGAUAUUGGGGUAACUUUUGAUGACAUUGGGGCCUUAGAAAAUGUGAAAGACACACUUAAGGAGUUGGUGAUGCUUCCUCUUCAAAGGCCUGAAUUGUUUAGCAAAGGACAGCUUACUAAACCAUGCAAAGGAAUAUUGCUCUUUGGUCCGCCUGGUACUGGAAAAACUAUGCUUGCAAAGGCUGUCGCAACUGAAGCCGGUGCCAACUUUAUCAACAUUUCUAUGUCAAGCAUCACUUCAAAGUGGUUUGGUGAAGGAGAGAAGUAUGUAAAAGCUGUUUUUUCACUAGCCAGUAAAAUUGCUCCGAGUGUUGUUUUUGUAGAUGAGGUUGAUAGCAUGUUAGGAAGACGUGAAAAUCCUGGAGAACAUGAAGCUAUGCGUAAAAUGAAAAAUGAGUUCAUGGUAAACUGGGAUGGUCUGCGUACAAAGGAUAAAGAGCGUGUUUUGGUACUUGCGGCUACCAAUAGGCCUUUUGACCUUGAUGAAGCAGUUAUUAGGAGGCUUCCUAGGAGAUUGAUGGUUAACUUGCCAGAUGCCCGUAACAGAGAAAAAAUUCUUGGAGUUAUAUUAGCCAAAGAAGAUUUAGAACCUGAUGUUGAUUUGGAAGCAGUUGCAAAUAUGACUGAUGGAUAUUCUGGCAGUGACCUGAAGAAUCUUUGUGUGACAGCAGCACAUCGUCCUAUUAGGGAAAUAUUGGAGAAGGAGAAAAAGGAGAGGGCUAUUGCUUUGGCAGAUAGCAGACCUGUACCUGCAUUGUAUAACAGUGGGGAUGUUCGUCCUCUGAAGAUGGAUGAUUUUAAAUGUGCACACGAACAGGUAUGUGCGAGUGUGUCAUCGGAGUCUACGAAUAUGAAUGAACUCCUUCAAUGGAAUGACUUGUACGGGGAAGGAGGAUCGAGAAAGCAGAAGUCACUUAGCUAUUUCAUGUAGAGGUGGUAUUUUUGUGUAUAGCAUUUCUUGUUUUUAUUCUUCUUUGUCACCAUAGAAGUGGCAAGAGAUGGGACCAGUACUAGUGGAAAUCCCCGGGUCCUGUUCCCAUUGUAUAAUAUAUAGGUUCUCCCCUUGCUCCC